Molecule: messenger RNA, 3626 nt
Organism: Pistacia vera
Lineage: Eukaryota; Viridiplantae; Streptophyta; Magnoliopsida; Sapindales; Anacardiaceae
Product: glycine dehydrogenase (decarboxylating), mitochondrial
Exons: 15
Coding region: 182-3346 (1054 amino acids)
Biological process (GO): glycine decarboxylation via glycine cleavage system
Cellular component (GO): chloroplast envelope; mitochondrion; apoplast
Molecular function (GO): pyridoxal phosphate binding; glycine dehydrogenase (decarboxylating) activity; glycine binding
Source: RefSeq, a predicted model, not a curated record
UUCAGUAUAUUAUCACUUUAUCACCAAGCCACCAACCGUAUACAUUCUUUUAUGGAACCAAAAUAAAAAACAUUACCUCUCUGUAGCCUUCUGCCUUUCCAACAACCCCAUUUGCUUGCUUCAUUAACUUCUUAUUCUUAAGUUUGUGAGAGCCCGUGUUUCGCUCUAUCUCUGUGCAUUCAUGGAACGUGCAAGGAGGGUCGCGAACCGGGCAAUCCUUAAACGCCUGGUUAAUGAGUCGAAGCAGUCCCGCCACCACCAUGAAUCAUCAUUGAACUCUUCAAAGUCUACUGCUUUGUGCACACCUUCAAGGUAUGUCUCUUCAUUGUCACCAUUUGUGUCCAGAAAUACAAGAUCAGACUUGUUACCGUCUAGAAACGUGUCUUAUAAUGGUGUAGUUCAUGGUCUCGGGUCACAAACUCGAUCCAUCUCUGUUGAGGCUCUGAAGCCAAGUGAUACUUUCCCUCGUCGCCAUAACUCAGCAACCCCUGAAGAACAAACCAAAAUGGCUGAGUUAUGUGGUUUUGAUAACCUUGAUUCACUUGUUGAUGCUACUGUGCCAAAAUCUAUACGAAUUGAUUCAAUGAAGUUUUCUAAGUUUGAUGAAGGUUUAACUGAAAGCCAAAUGAUUGAACACAUGCAAUACUUGGCAUCAAAGAACAAGGUUUAUAAGUCAUUUAUUGGUAUGGGGUACUAUAACACUUCUGUUCCACCUGUGAUUUUGAGGAAUAUAAUGGAGAAUCCGGCCUGGUACACACAGUACACUCCUUACCAAGCCGAAAUAUCUCAAGGAAGACUUGAGUCUUUGCUUAAUUUCCAAACAGUGAUCACAGAUCUUACUGGAUUGCCUAUGUCGAAUGCCUCAUUGCUUGAUGAGGGAACGGCUGCUGCUGAGGCAAUGGCAAUGUGUAAUAAUAUACUAAAAGGAAAGAAGAAGACAUUUAUUAUUGCUAGCAAUUGCCACCCUCAAACCAUUGAUAUUUGUGUUACUAGAGCGGACGGAUUUGAUCUGAAAGUUGUUGUUUCAGAUCUUAAGGAUAUUGAUUACAAAUCGGGUGACGUUUGUGGGGUUCUGGUUCAGUAUCCAGGCACUGAGGGUGAAGUUUUAGAUUAUGGGAACUUUAUUAAGAAGGCUCAUGCUAAUGGGGUUAAGGUUGUUAUGGCAUCAGAUUUGUUGGCAUUGACAGUGUUGAAGCCUCCGGGUGAAUUGGGGGCUGACAUUGUUGUUGGCUCUGCUCAGAGGUUUGGUGUGCCAAUGGGGUAUGGAGGCCCUCAUGCAGCAUUUCUGGCUACCUCCCAGGAGUACAAAAGGAUGAUGCCCGGGAGAAUUAUUGGUGUUAGUGUUGAUUCUUCAGGGAAGCCUGCUCUCCGCAUGGCGAUGCAGACAAGGGAGCAGCAUAUCCGCAGGGAUAAGGCUACCAGCAACAUCUGCACUGCUCAAGCAUUACUUGCAAACAUGGCGGCUAUGUUUGCUGUUUAUCAUGGACCUGAGGGCCUUAAAACCAUUUCCCAAAGGGUCCAUGGUCUUGCCGGGACAUUUGCACUUGGGCUGAAAAAACUUGGGACAGUGGAAGUCCAGGACCUUCCCUUCUUUGACACUGUGAAAGUGAAGUCUGGGGAUGCUCAUGCCAUUGCCCAUGCUGCGUACAAAAGUGAAAUUAAUCUCCGGGUUGUGGACUCCAACACUAUCACUGUUUCUUUCGAUGAAACAACUACCUUGGAGGAUGUUGAUAAGCUUUUCAAAGUUUUCGCUGGUGGCAAACCUGUUUCAUUCACUGCCGCAUCACUUGCAGAAGAGGUUCAGAGUGCAAUUCCUUCUGGGCUAACAAGGGAGAGCCCAUUUCUGACACACCCCAUCUUUAACAUGUACCACACAGAGCAUGAGUUGCUUAGAUACAUUCAUCGAUUACAAUCAAAGGAUCUCUCAUUGUGCCACAGUAUGAUUCCAUUGGGAUCUUGUACAAUGAAAUUGAAUGCAACAACUGAGAUGAUGCCAGUGACAUGGCCUAACUUCGCUAACAUCCACCCUUUUGCCCCCGCUGAACAGGCUCAGGGUUAUCAGGAAAUGUUUACAGAUUUGGGUGAACUUCUGUGUACCAUUACUGGCUUUGAUUCUUUUUCUUUGCAACCUAAUGCUGGUGCUGCUGGUGAGUAUGCUGGGCUGAUGGUUAUCCGCGCAUAUCACAAGUCAAGAGGAGACCAUCACCGUAAUGUAUGCAUUAUACCUGUUUCUGCGCACGGGACAAAUCCUGCUAGUGCUGCAAUGUGCGGGAUGAAGAUUGUCGCUGUUGGAACAGAUGCAAAGGGGAACAUCAACAUUGAACAGUUAAGGAAGGCUGCAGAAGCUAAUAAGGAUAACCUAUCAGCUCUUAUGGUCACAUACCCUUCAACUCUUGGAAUCUAUGAGGAAGGUAUAGAUGAGAUAUGUAAGAUAAUUCAUGAUAAUGGAGGCCAAGUAUACAUGGAUGGGGCUAACAUGAAUGCUCAGGUUGGUCUGACAAGCCCUGGGUACAUUGGAGCGGAUGUUUGCCACCUCAAUCUUCACAAAACAUUUUGCAUUCCUCAUGGAGGUGGCGGUCCUGGUAUGGGUCCUAUUGGUGUGAAGAAACAUUUGGCACCUUUUCUGCCUUCACAUCCAGUGGUACCCACUGGUGGAAUACCUGCCCCUGAGAAGACCCAACCCCUGGGUGCCAUUUCAGCUGCACCUUGGGGCUCUGCACUUAUCUUGCCAAUCUCUUAUACUUACAUAGCCAUGAUGGGGUCUGAGGGACUUACUGAUGCUUCUAAGACAGCUAUUCUGAAUGCAAACUACAUGGCAAAACGUUUGGAGAACCAUUAUCCCAUUCUUUUCCGCAGUUUCAAUGGAACAUGUGCUCAUGAAUUCAUUGUGGACUUUAGACCGUUUAAGAAUACUGCUGGGAUAGAGCCUGAAGAUGUUGCCAAGCGUCUGAUAGACUAUGGAUUCCAUGGACCAACAAUGUCAUGGCCUGUUCCAGGCACACUCAUGAUUGAGCCAACUGAAAGUGAAAGCAAGGCAGAGUUAGACAGGUAUUGUGAUGCUCUUAUCUCCAUUAGGGAAGAAAUUGCACAGAUUGAGAAAGGAAAGGCUGAUAUCCACAACAAUGUCCUGAAGGGAGCACCUCAUCCACCAUCUUUGCUCAUGGGAGAUGCAUGGACAAAACCAUACUCUAGGGAAUAUGCAGCCUUCCCCGCUUCCUGGCUCCGCGCUGCUAAGUUCUGGCCUAGUACUGGGCGUGUCGAUAAUGUUUACGGUGACCGCAACCUAAUCUGCACCCUUCAACCAGCUUCACAUUAUGCCGAGGAACAGGCAGCAGCUACUGCUUAGUCUUCAUCACUGUGCCCUCUGUUUGAUGCAAGGUUUCUUGAAGAAUAUGGAAGUUGAAAGGCCUAUCUCUAUGAUGUCGUUUGUAUAUAAGUUAUUAAUACCUAGCCCUAUGCCCCAGUGCAGCUAUUGACUUUCCUUCCCUUGAUUUACUGGUGAUAAGCUGCUCUGCUUUAAUAACAGUUGUUGCUGAUUGCAACUCACAUACUGUAAUUGUUAUUGCUCUUUUCUUCUCUUCAGUCUUCAUUUCUCUAUGGCUAAUGGUUACUAUACGCUUUUUUUC